UAUGGUGUACUCACUAUGUUUCCAAAUGCAACAGCUCGUAAAUUACUGGUGAUGCUGAUAUUUAUCUUAGUUUUCUGGGCCAUUUACUUGUCUUUAAAAGAAAUAAAGAUCCUGAACCUCGCCGUGCAGGUCAUGGCAUGCUACCAAUAUUACUGCUUCUUAAAGUCCAACGUAGGAGUUGAAUUGCUGAAAGACUUUACCUCUAGCAAGGUCUUACAAUGCAACAGUAAUUAGAACUUAGAAAAGAAAUGCCAGGUUGGAAUGAAGAUACCUUUCCGGGGUUAUACUGUGGAAAAGUGGGUCACAGCAUUUUGCAACAGAUGGAGUAAAAUGAGACUUACUCACCUCAUGGGAGAUUCAACAUUGUGUCAACUACUUACAGAAAGUUCUGAAACCUUCAAAUAUUUUGACCACCGUGGAACUGGGGUCUUUAACCACAUGCUUCUGGAUGCUGGAAGACAUUUGAUUCAGUGGGGAAAGCAUGGUCAUCCAUUUAUUACCACGAAUCUGUUCUCUGUGAAAGAUGAACACUAUAUCCCAUGGGAAAUUGACCAGGUAGCAGGAGACACACAGCACUUCAGACCCUUUCCCAUCAGCAUUUUCAUCAGUAGGGCCAUCAAUUUGCAAAAGGCCACUGAGUGUCUGCUCUUGCGCAGCCCAGAGACCAAGGUGAUCCUUAAACAGCAGCGGUUCUCAACCUUAAACACCAGGGAGCUGUGUCUGCAUGCAGAGAUGUUUGGUGACGUUCAUGGCUUUAGUCAGAAUCUUAUCAUGAGGGACAUUUAUGUGGAUCUCAGUGUGGGUAUUAUUGAUGCCUAGGACAUGACUAUUGCAUAUGGCACUAACCAUGCCCGUUCACUUGAUUAAGUGAUUGGAAAUCAGAUGAACAUUGUUAUCCACAAUAUUCAAGAUAUGGGAACAACCCAAAUGUCCAUUGACAAGUUGAUGAAAAAAGGAAACGUGUUGUAUACAUACAACGAAUAUAAUGCAAUCUUUAAAAAGAAGGAAAUCCAGUCACAUGCUACAACGUGGAUGAAACUUGAGGACAUUACGCUAAGCAAAAUAAGCCAGUAG
Molecule: messenger RNA, 1074 nt
Organism: Myotis davidii
Lineage: Eukaryota; Metazoa; Chordata; Mammalia; Chiroptera; Vespertilionidae
Gene: NXPE2
Product: neurexophilin and PC-esterase domain family member 2
Source: RefSeq, a predicted model, not a curated record